This is a messenger RNA of Venustampulla echinocandica, 711 nucleotides long. RefSeq names its product putative tRNA (Uracil-5-)-methyltransferase TRM9. Gene Ontology annotation, biological process: tRNA wobble uridine modification. The coding region runs from base 1 to 711 and encodes 236 amino acids. Gene Ontology annotation, cellular component: cytoplasm; nucleus. Gene Ontology annotation, molecular function: tRNA binding; S-adenosylmethionine-dependent methyltransferase activity. NCBI's taxonomy places the organism in Eukaryota, Fungi, Ascomycota, Leotiomycetes, Helotiales, Pleuroascaceae. The transcript has a single exon. The record is from RefSeq and is a predicted model, not a curated record.
AUGGAAAGUAAUAGCAAUUCCGAGCAAGUUGCUCCAGAGCAAUACGAGGAGCAGCACGUUCACACAGUCUACGAGCAAAUUGCCUCGCACUUCUCCUCGACUCGGUACAAACCCUGGCCUAUCGUCUCCUCCUUUCUAUCUUCCCUCCCGCCAGGCUCCGUGGGCCUUGAUGUCGGAUGCGGGAAUGGCAAAUACCUCACCGUCAACCGCGACAUCUUCAUCGUGGGCAGUGACCGGUCUAGCAACCUGGUGAAGAUCGCGGCCGCACACCAGCCACAUGCCGCUAUUGUGGCUGAUACCCUAGCCCUACCGCAUCAGAAGGGGAGGUUUGAUUUUGCUAUUAGUAUUGCGGUGAUUCAUCAUUUGAGUACGAGGGAAAGGAGGAAGGAGGCUGUUUCGUGCGUCUUGGAGAAUCUGAAAAUUGGUGGUCGGGCGUUGAUCUAUGUUUGGGCGCUGGAGCAAAAGGGGAGCAGGAGGGGUUGGGAUGAGGGGCAUGAGCAGGAUGUUAUGGUGCCGUGGGUUAUGAAAAUGGGCAAGAAGAAUAUGAAUGAGAAUGGAGAAACGGAGAAGACCUACCAGCGGUAUUAUCACCUUUAUCGAGCGGGCGAAUUGGAGGAAGAUGUUGUUAGUGUUGGGGGGGAGGUAGUUGAAUCUGGUUAUGAGAAGGAUAACUGGUGGGCGAUUUGUCGGACAACAUCUAUGGAUGGCUAA